This is a messenger RNA of Manis pentadactyla (Chinese pangolin), 690 nucleotides long. RefSeq names its product ripply transcriptional repressor 3 (gene RIPPLY3). Gene Ontology annotation, biological process: negative regulation of transcription by RNA polymerase II; embryonic pattern specification. NCBI's taxonomy places the organism in Eukaryota, Metazoa, Chordata, Mammalia, Pholidota, Manidae. Gene Ontology annotation, cellular component: nucleus. The record is from RefSeq and is a predicted model, not a curated record.
CCCGCCCGCCGCGCCCCGGUGUUUAAACCUGGCGCUCCGCGCACGGGUAGGUGAGCGCCCUCCCCCGAGUGGUCAGGGCGCCGCCGAGUCGCCGGCGCGGCUGGAGGGCUGCGGGCUCCGCGGUCACCAUGAGACCCGUGGCGGCGGCCGGAGCCCGGGACGAGCGGCGGCGCGUCUGUCACUGCCCCGCGGACGGUCCUCAGAGGCCAUCGCCGCAGCCGCGCGAGCCGGAGAGCCUUGCACCAUGGAGACCUUGGACCCUGACACCCCGUGAGGCUGAGCUGACCACAAGUGGGAGCCCGCUUGAACCUGCGGGUGACCAGCAGGCUUCUGGAUCAAAGGGGGCCUUCGGGUUUCAGCACCCUGUAAGACUUUAUUUACCCAUUUCAAAGCGUCAAGAAUAUCUGCAGAGUUCCGGGGAGAAGGUGCUGGCCAGUUUCCCAGUGCAAGCCACGAUUCACUUCUACAACGAUGCAUCCGAUUCAGAGGAAGAGGAGGAGGAAGAAUCCCAGGCCUCUGACCUUCAGUGCCAGGAUACAGAGCAGGCCGAAAGCGCCCAGGAGCAGAGGGCAGAGAGCGGCUGACCCCCCCGGGACGGGGAUCUGGAGGCCUCGGUGGAAAGGGUCCCCUCGCCCACGGCCACUGUCCUGGGAGUGCUGAGCGCUCCUCAUCCAAGUAAACGGGGUCUCU